This is a messenger RNA of Salpingoeca rosetta, 2627 nucleotides long. RefSeq lists its product as uncharacterized. Bases 238 to 2439 code for a protein of 733 amino acids. The record is from RefSeq and is a predicted model, not a curated record. The transcript is spliced from 12 exons. Lineage: Eukaryota; Choanoflagellata; Craspedida; Salpingoecidae. Gene Ontology annotation, biological process: prenylcysteine catabolic process; prenylated protein catabolic process. Gene Ontology annotation, molecular function: prenylcysteine oxidase activity.
CUGCCACAAACGACAGCGAACAACAAAACAACAACCUUUGUCCUCCCCAACCAACCACCAAAGCUGCUGCUUGCUUGCUUGCUUGCUUGCUUGCUAGCUUGCUUGUGGCUGGGAUUGUGUGAGCUGUGUCAGGUGUGUUGGUCGCUCACGGUCCCCCCCCACUGCCACUGCCGUUGCUGGUUGGUCGAUUAAAGGUAUACGCGUGUGUGCGUGUGUGUGGCGAAACAGCAGCGUGAGAUGGUCACGCGUUCCACAGCCGCAGCCUUCGCGCUGUGGGCAGUUGCACUCGCGUUGGUCGUUGUGACUACUGUUGUUGAAGCCUCGAGCGAGAGAUGCGAAGACAAGCUGUCCAUUGCCAUCGUUGGAAGCGGUGUCGGCGGCGCAUUCACUGCGCACCACUUGCACAACGACCUCAACAAGCUGACGAAUGGCGAUGUAGUGAUCGAUGUGUUUGAACGGGAGAGUGGUGUUGGCGGUCGCCUGCAGAGCUUUGUCCACGACAACGCAAACAAGAGCCUCAUUGAGAUGGGUGGCUCCAUCAUCCACCGCAAGAAUCAGUACAUGUGGAACUUCACGGACACACUUGGCUUGACCGUUCAGCAGUCUGCGUAUGGAGAGCACUCUGUUCUUGGUGUGUUUGAUGGCGACAACAUUAUCUUCCAGACUUCCGAGUACGAUUGGGUGACGAUCCUAAAGAUGCUGCUGCGGUAUGGGCUGAGUCCCUACCGUAUGGACGGGGUGGUCAAGGAACUGCUGGACAAGUUUGAUGGCAUCUACGAAGCACAGCACCAACGAUUGGUGUUUGAUACCGUGGAUUCGCUGCUGUCACAUGUUGGUCUCUACGAUUUGACACAACAGGAUCUCAGGUCGUACCUUCGCGACCAGGGGAUUGGCGAUCUUCUUGCCGAUGAGCUCGUCGUUGGAAUCAUGCGCACAAACUACGGCCAGGAUCUGAACAUGAAUGCGUUUGGCGGUGCUGUCUCGCUUGCUGGCGCAUCUGAACACCUGUGGGCCAUCGAAGAGGGGAACAAUCGAAUGUGUGCCCGGCUUCUGGACAAUCCAUCCACACACGUGCACUUGAAUACGCACGUGGACCGCAUCGUGACACAAUCUGGCGGCAACCCAACCAUCACAACCACAACCAACGAAGGAGAGACGCACACGCGCGAGUACGAUGCAGUUGUGAUUGCGACACCACUGGAGACAGGGAGCAUCGAGCUGAGCGAGGACAUGCAAUCGCGGGUUGCUGCGCGGAAGAUGCACACGACUGUGGCGACGUUUGUUGAGGGAACAUUGAACUCGUCAUACUUUGGACUGCGCGAGGACCACCGCGUCCCAGCUGUCAUUCUCACCGUCGAGAAGGACACCAUCCCCAUCAAUUGCAUCGCGAAUGUUGCGACAGACGAGAGGAAACAGAACAACGCUGGUCUCUUCAAGAUCUUUUCCCGCCGGCGCCUGGCCCGGGAGGAGCUGGAUUUGUUUCUGCUUGACAUCAAGGAGGACUCCAUUCGUGAGGUGGACUGGAAGGCCUAUCCGAAAUUCGCCCCACCCGAGCAAUUCACACCGUUUGUUCUCGGCGAAGGCGUGUUUUAUCCCAACGCCAUUGAGAACUCGGCCUCUGCGAUGGAAAUGUCGGCCAUCGCUGCAAAGAACGCAGCCCUGCUGGUGGAGAAGCACAUGCGGCGCAAAUGCUUGCAGGCAACCGACGAGGACGAUGCUGAGAAAGAGGAAGAAAUGGAAGAAGACCAAGCAGCAGCAGCAGCAGCAGCGACAGACGAUAACACUGGCAAUGGAUCCGAGGUGACCAGUGGUGGCGAUGGCACGGACAAUGCUGGUGGUGCUGUUGAUGGUGGCGAUGAUGGCGAUGAUGGCAAUUAUGGCGGUAGCACCAGAUCUGAUGAUGAAGGAGCAGCAGCAGCCCCAGAGAGCCCCGAGACAGCGCACGACAAUGACGACGACCACCACAACGACAACGACCAGCAGCAACAUGACGAGACAGAGGAGCAGACGCGCGAGGACCGUGAAGUCAAGGGCAGCGAAGGUGAUGAUGAUGAUGCUCGUGGAGACGAGGAUGGUGGUGAGGACGUGGAGGCGGACGCCGAAGACUCGAGCGGAGACGAAGACAGCACCGACAAUGACGACAACGAUGACAACAAUGACAAUCAAGAUGACGGUCACCACCACCACCACGACGACGACCACCACGACCACCACCAUCAUCAUCAUCACCAUCACCAUCACCAUGAUCAGGACCAUGGUGAAGAGCAUCUGGUGCACGCUGGUAGGCGGCGGUACACAGCAGAGAUGAACACGGACACCGACGCUGCUGUCGACGGCGAUGACAACCAAGCUGGUGGUGAUGGUGAUGGUGGUGCAUCGAGCCAUCACGACAUUCCCGUGAUUCCGCAGCCAACGCAGCGCCGGCGGCCACUCAACUGAUGCUCAUGCAUGUGCUUUUGUGUGUACGUAUGUGUGUGUAUGGGUGUGUACGUGUGUACGUGCGUGUAUGCGUGUGUAUGUGGUUUUGUGCAUGCACGUGUGUGUGUGUGUGUUGCUGCGAAUACAUUUGUUGCGGACAAUGAUGAACUCGAGUUGACACGAUGGAAUGCAUCGCUUUCGCGGAGAAC